AUGAAUGGUUCUGGUUUAGGUGGUGGGGGUAUUUUGGACCUUAAAUCUCCAUUUCAUAAGCAUGGUAAACACCAUAUGAAUAUGAUGACUGGUUUGGAAAAUGAUAACAAAGUGGGUCUAAUCGACGCGAAAAAUUUGAAUUUCGGUAAAGGAAAAGCAAUUGCUAGCUCGAAUGAUAAUGACAUGAGCGAAGACGAUGAGGUGGAAGAUGGGAAUUGUGGGAAUUUUUUUGGAGGUGGUAAAGGUAAGAAGGGGUCUUCUCCGUGGCAGCGAAUGAAGUGGACGGAUGAUGUGGUUGGGCUGCUUAUAGCGGUGGUGAGUUGUGUUGGUGACGAUGGGACGAUUGGUGGUGGCGAUGGCGUUAAGAGGAAGUCGGCUGUUUUACAGAAGAAGGGUAAGUGGAAAACUGUUUCCAAGAUAAUGAUAAGUAAGGGUUGUCAUGUGUCGCCGCAACAAUGUGAGGAUAAGUUUAAUGACUUGAAUAAGAGGUAUAAGAGAUUGAAUGAGAUACUUGGUAGGGGGACUUGUUGUCAAGUGGUUGAGAAUCCGGCUUUGAUGGAUUCGAUGACGAAUUUGUCUGGUAAGGUGAAAGAUGAUGUUAGGAAGAUAUUGAGUUCGAAACAUUUGUUUUAUAAGGAAAUGUGUGCUUACCAUAAUGGACAAAGGGUACCAAGUAGCCAUGAUCUUGACUUGCAUGGUUAUUCGUUGGAACACGGGAAUGACUCGAGAGAUAACGAUGGGUCUGAGGAUGAUGAUGACGAUAACAAUGAAAGUGAGGACGAUGAGAUGGAUGAUCAGAUUAAUAUUAAUGCACAUGGGGAUGGAGGGAGGAGGACGGAGGAGUUUUUUCGUGAACGAGAUAAAUUAAGUGAGGAGGAUGGCCAUGGCCACUCUUGGCCGCCAUCUAUUAGGAUGAAGAAACUUGAGGUUGAAAUGGCAAAGGUUUUUCAAGACCCUGCAAAGUCACCGUGGGAGCGAAGAGAAUGGAUCAAGACACAGCUGUUGCAGCUUCAAGAGCAAAAUGCUGAGUACCAAGCCAAGGCUCUUGAACUUCAGAAACAACGGUUUAAGUGGUUGAGAUACUGCAGCAAGAAGGAUAGGGAGAUGGAGAAGAUGAAGAUGGAAAACAAGCGGAUGAAAUUGGAAAAUGACCGCAGAAUCUUGAAACUGAAACAGAGAGAGCAGGAGGCAGAUUUCAGUAGGUCCGAGAUGUCCUUAGACGCUGCCACCCUUGGUAUCAACAACGCGCAAGGGAGAGAACCUAUCAACUUGGCUAGACAACAGUAG
Molecule: messenger RNA, 1287 nt
Organism: Vicia faba (fava bean)
Lineage: Eukaryota; Viridiplantae; Streptophyta; Magnoliopsida; Fabales; Fabaceae
Source: the annotation of a GenBank genome assembly